Molecule: messenger RNA, 1002 nt
Organism: Wallemia mellicola CBS 633.66
Lineage: Eukaryota; Fungi; Basidiomycota; Wallemiomycetes; Wallemiales; Wallemiaceae
Product: aldolase
Exons: 4
Coding region: 6-902 (298 amino acids)
Cellular component (GO): cytoskeleton
Molecular function (GO): actin filament binding
Source: RefSeq, a predicted model, not a curated record
UUGAAAUGAGUGCCACUGCAUCUGCAUCUGCAUCUGCAUCUACAACGACAGAAGUAAAACAACAUCAAAGUAUAAAUGACCAGCCAAAGUCUUUAACAGAGAGGGUAAGUAGGGGCGACAAAGAAGGGAAGAUCAAACUAGAGGGUAUACCAAAGUUUGAAGACAAAUACGAGGAACGUGAGUGGGUAAAAGAGCAUAUGGCAGCUGCUUUUAGAUUCUGGGGUAGGAUGGGUUACGGUGAAGGUUUGGCUGGUCACAUUACCGUUGUUGACCCGGUCGAUCCAAGUUGUUACUGGAUGAACCCAAUAUGCGUGCACUUUGGUGUUAUGACAAAAUCAAAACUCGCUUUAGUCGGACCAGAUGGUCAUGUACGUCCGGAAGGUGCUCAGUUACCCAUAAACACGGCAGGAUUUUAUAUCCAUAGCUCAAUACACAAAGCUAGACCAGAUAUAAAGGCUGCUGGUCAUACACACACACUAUAUGGUAAAUCAUGGAGCGUAUUUGGCAAACCUAUUGAUAUUAUGAGCCAAGAUAGUUGCUUAUUCUAUAACAAUUUGGCAGUUUAUAAGAAUUUUGGUGGUAUUGUCCUUGCCCAACAAGAAGGUGAAAACAUCGCUGCAGCUCUUGGUAAAGCAAAAAACUGUAUAUUACAGAAUCAUGGAUUGCUCACUGUGGGUGAUACUGUUGAUGAAAUGGCGCACUCUUUCCAUGCACUUGAGAGGGCCUGUCAUAUGCAACUCUUGACAGAAGCAGCAGCAGCAAACGGUCAUCAAAAGUUUGUCAUUGAUGAUGAAGAUGCUGCGUUUACGGCAGCUACGCUGUGCGAUCCUGAAGCUACAUACUUGAACUUCAAACCGGAAUUUGAUCUUCUGAUUGAGACACAACCGGAUUUACUUAGAUAGAUUUUAUAUAAGGCACGGAUGUAUUAAGAGCUUUUUGCGUGUAUUUCUUCAUUUAUUUUAUAGAACUCUCAAUAAAGACUGAAUAUGUUAUCAAUACUUU